GUUGCAGCAGAAUACUGUAAAGACACCACCCUGCUGCUGAUGGGAGUCAUCUGCCUUGCAGCCUCCAUAGAGAAGUGGAACCUGCACAAACGCAUCGCUCUGCGCAUGGUAAUGAUCGCAGGGGCCAAGCCUGGCAUGUUGGUGCUGGGCUUCAUGUGCUGCACAGUGUUCCUGUCCAUGUGGCUCAGCAACACGUCCACCACAGCCAUGGUGAUGCCCAUAGCCGAGGCCGUCCUGCAGCAGCUGAUCUGCACCGGCCUGGCCGACGGACACGCCGACUCAGAAACCGUAGAGGCGCCUGAGGACGACAGCGCUGCUUCAGAAAAAGAGGAGGACAACCUGGAGAAAAACCAGCUAGAGCUGCUCUACCACAACAACAGCAGUGUCUGCUUUAAGCAGGAGCUAACAACACUCAGUGAGGUGCAGUGUUGUAAGGGGAAUGGUGUGGAGGCAACCUCUAACCUGACGUACAUCAGGCACACCAACGGACUCCUGCCUCAGGUUGCGAUUGAGUUC
This is a messenger RNA of Notothenia coriiceps (black rockcod), 516 nucleotides long. RefSeq names its product solute carrier family 13 member 4-like. Lineage: Eukaryota; Metazoa; Chordata; Actinopteri; Perciformes; Nototheniidae. The record is from RefSeq and is a predicted model, not a curated record. Gene Ontology annotation, cellular component: plasma membrane. Gene Ontology annotation, molecular function: transmembrane transporter activity. The transcript has 6 exons. Gene Ontology annotation, biological process: transmembrane transport. The annotation marks the transcript as partial.